Durio zibethinus is the source of this 2009-nucleotide messenger RNA. Lineage: Eukaryota; Viridiplantae; Streptophyta; Magnoliopsida; Malvales; Malvaceae. The record is from RefSeq and is a predicted model, not a curated record.
GCCCCAAGCAUUUCUCGAACUCAAUUCUCUCGGCCUCUUUCUCGUACCCAAUUUAAUUUAAACUAAAAGACUGUAAUUGCACGCCAGUCUGAUGGAUUUUACAUCAACAAUGACCCAACAUUCUUGUCUGUAAAUGAUUUUUUGUAUUCAAGCUCAAUUCCCCUAUCUCAGUAUUAUUUGAUCUCAUGACGACUCUAAACCAAAUUAUCAACUUUGAUUAUGCAAGUGCUUGAGGUAAACCAACAAUCAAAUAUUUCUGUGGUAGUAUAUAUCAUGAUACAUAAUGCCAUAUUUCUCCUCUGUACUCAACUUACAUCACCCUGUUUUAUUAAUUUGAAUCUUGCUCCUCCACCUUCUCCUUUCCUCUAGAUCAGCAAAACCCACUAGAGAGAAGAGACACAAUGAGAUCUGAGCCUCUUGUUCAUGUGUUUCUUGUUUCUUUUCCAGGCCAAGGCCAUGUGAAUCCUCUUCUUAGACUUGGCAAGCUACUUGCCUCUAAGGGUUUGCUUGUCACAUUAUCUACAACCGAAAGUUUUGGGAAACAGAUGAUAAAAGCCAACAACAUCACGGACGAGCCAACCCCAGUCGGUGAUGGCUUUAUCCGGUUUGAAUUCUUUCAGGAUGGAUGGGACGACGAUGAUCCAAGACGCGCACACCUCGAACAGUAUUUGCCUCAACUGGAGCUUGUAGCAAAAGAAGAGAUUCCUCGCAUUAUCAGCAAAUACGCAGAGCAAAACCGCCCUGUUUCUUGCUUCAUCAGCAACCCCUUUAUUCCCUGGGCAUCUGAUGUUGCUGAAAGUCUUGGCAUCCCUUCUGCAAUGCUUUGGGUGCAAUCUUGUGCCUGUUUUGCCGCAUAUUACCAUUACCAUCAUGGGUUAGUGCCGUUUCCUAUUGAAAGUGAUCCUGAAAUUGACGUUCAGUUGCCCUCCAUGCCACUUCUUAAGUACGAUGAAGUUCCUAGCUUCUUGCAUCCUUCAACUCCAUACUCUAUCUUGAAGAGCGCCAUUCUUGGUCAGUUUAAGAACCUUGAAAAGCCCUUUUGCAUAUUGAUGGACAGUUUCCUGGAACUAGAGCCUGAAAUCGUUGAAUACAUGUCCAAGUUUUGCCCUAUAAAGACUGUUGGUCCAUUGUUCAAGAACCCUAAAGCAACAAACAGCACAGUUCGCUGUGACAUCAUCAAAGCCGAUGACUGCAUCGAGUGGCUCAACUCGAAACCAGCCUCGUCAGUAAUAUACAUCUCAUUUGGUUCUAUUGUUUACUUGAAACAGGAACAAGUGGAUGAAAUAGCUAACGCGCUGUUAAACACUGGUAUCUCAUUCUUGUGGGUCAUGAAACCGCCGCCUAAAGAAUCUGGCCUUCCAAUCCAUACUUUGCCUGAAGGCUUCUUAGAGAAAGUAGGUGAUAAGGGCAUGAUUAUCCAAUGGAGUCCACAAGAAAAAGUGCUAACGCACACUUCAGUUUCCUGCUUCGUUUCACAUUGCGGUUGGAACUCAACGAUGGAGGCACUCUCAUCUGGUAUGCCCAUUAUUGCGUUCCCUCGGUGGGGUGAUCAGGUGACUGAUGCUGUUUACUUGGUUGAGGUGUUCAAGACUGGUGUGAGAAUGUGCCGUGGAGAGGCAGAAAACAGGAUAAUCCCAAGGGAGGAGGUGGAGAAAUGUUUGCUGGAAGCAACGGUGGGGCCAAAGGCAGCGGAGAUAAAGAAGAACGCCUUGAAGUGGAAGGUAGCAGCGGAGGCAGCGGUGGCGGAUGGCGGUUCCUCUGAUAGGAACAUACAAGCCUUAAUUGAUGAGGUGAUGAAAAGGAGCAUAGAGCACUUGACUAAUCAAGUUUGCAAGGCAGUGAAAAAAACAUGGAAGAUGGUUGAAAAGGUAGAAGCGUUAAGAAAAGAAGUCAAUCCCAUAAGAGAAUAUGGAUAACGCCUAGUGAACUUUUUAGAUGAGGCAAAGGACCAUUAUGAACAAGUCAAACGCUUCUAUGGAUAUAACUCUAGGAUGGUAAAUUUCAUGUAA